This is a messenger RNA of Aegilops tauschii subsp. strangulata, 525 nucleotides long. NCBI's taxonomy places the organism in Eukaryota, Viridiplantae, Streptophyta, Magnoliopsida, Poales, Poaceae. The record is from RefSeq and is a predicted model, not a curated record.
AUGUCCGCCUCCGCGCCGGACACGUCCUCCGCCGCCCCCCAACGAAUCACUGCCCGCCACCUGUCCUGGCCGCCGCCCCCGCCGCCAGGCCCGCCGGGGCCCAUCGCGAGCCCGCCCCGGGCCGCCUCGGGCCCGAGCGCCGCGGCCGCGGCCCGCGCCCCGUCUCGCCCCGCGCCGGCGCCCCUCCGCCGCCUCGCCGCCGGUGCGCCGCCGCGCCGACCUCCCCGGAGCCCCUCCGCCGCCGCCUCCUCACCGGUUGCCGGCACUCGCCUCCGCCGGCCUCCGGCGCCGACCCCCCCGCCCUUCGUCGGCCCCGCGCCCGACAUCCGCCGUCCCGCCGGCGAGCUCGCCGCCCCUCGCCCCACGUCUCCGGCCACCGCGCCGCUCGCCGGAGCACCCCGCCGCCGACCUCACCUGGAUCUGGUCAACCGGGACCAGAUCCACCGGUCCGCCCAACCAAACGCGCCUCCCGCAUCUCGGAUCCCUCCGUCCCGCUCGACCUCAUCCCGUUUUUCCCGAGGGUAA